This is a messenger RNA of Balaenoptera acutorostrata (minke whale), 1402 nucleotides long. RefSeq names its product phospholipid-transporting ATPase ABCA1-like. The transcript is spliced from 3 exons. The record is from RefSeq and is a predicted model, not a curated record. Bases 248 to 610 code for a protein of 120 amino acids. Lineage: Eukaryota; Metazoa; Chordata; Mammalia; Artiodactyla; Balaenopteridae.
UUAUUUUUGGCUAAGUGAUAUAAUUAUUUGUUUACUGUCAAAUUUCUCUAUAGGAUUGCAAACUCCUUGAAGGUAGGGACUUUUUCGUAUUCACCCAGACUCUCAAAUAUGCAGAACAGUGUCUGGCAUAUAGUAGCUGCUCAGUGAAUGUUUGUUGAGUGAAGACAUGGGCGGUCGACUGGAUUGACUUGAGUUCAGUAUAUGAGUAUUUAGGCCCUCUUUGUGUUCCAUUACCCCUAACCGUAAAAUGAGUCUGCAGCUUACAAGCCUAUGGCAGCGGGGAGAGGGGCAUCAAAUAACCAAAAGAGACAUGCCCUGCUCGGUGGCGGAGGAAGAGUGGACCACCACCCCAGUCCCCAAGACCAUCACGGACCUCUUCCGAAACGGGAACUGGACGAUGGAGAACCCCUCCCCUGCCUGCCAAUGUAGCAGCGACAAAAUCAAGAAGAUGCUGCCCGUGUGUCCCCUGGGGGCUGGGGGGCUGCCUCCUCCACAACUUUGUCGUGUUCCUGAUCCAGUGGUGCGUCAGCAAAUGGAAGCACCUGUAGUUCAUCAGCGGAGUGAAGCCCAUCAUUCUACUGGCUCUCUAGUUCUGUCUGGGACAUGGUAAGAACGCUGGUCUGCCGCUGCUUUAUAAACCUCCAUCAGGGCUCUGGAUUGGAUGGAUGAAAGAGCCCCUGGCCAUCACCAGGAAAUGUUCUACCUAGUCCAAAGAUGAAUGAAAGAGGAAAAGGCAGACCCAAUUGUACACUUUCAUGUGACCAAACGUGGCCUUAAGCACACAGCUGAUCUCACGCCAGAGGAAAUCCGUCCACACAGACUGCAAUUCAUACCAUCACCACCUCAUUCCCUAAGUGACAACUUUUCAAAAAACUGAGGUGGAAGACUCUUAGUCAAAACUCAAAACCAAUGCUUCUAACAUGUCUGAUAGAUUUUAGCCUUCAGAGUCAGGGUGUUCUUUGCCUUACUAGGAACUCAUCUGUUCUUCAGAUUCCUGAGGACCAGGUAAGAGAGGUGACCGUGCUUCCUGUUUUUCAGUUUUCCCAUAGAUAGCUAAUUCAUAAUUUAUUGUUUUUGCAGUAUAUUAGAAACAUAAAAUAACAUAGCUGUAAGUACAAGCUAUCAGGAGAGCUUAGAAGUGCCAAAUCUAGUUUAAGAAGGCUGAGGCACUCAACUAAAAUAAAAACUAAAGUUGUUUGUAAGAAGAUCCUAGUAUGUCUGUGAUGGUACUGAAGAAAUUCUUAUAAGGUUACUUGCAGGCUAUUUACUUCAGGUGACAAUAUUUACAAUAAAGACAGUACAUUAUUACUGUCUCAUUACCUUAGGGCAACACAACAAUAGCUCCAGAGAUGAGGAUAAAAAUAUAAAACACAAUAAGAAGAAUCAGAUUGUAUAUGUAGGC